UUACAAAAAAACAGAACUUUGACCUAUGACGUGAGAGAUAAAAACAACAGAGAUGACCUCUCUCCCCGGCUAGCCUCACUCACUCACAUCACACUUCUGGCUGACAAAUCACCCAUUUAUGAUAUAAUCACGAUCAGAUUAAAUGGAUCAACCAAACAGGAUGACGACUAUGGAUACAACCUUUUCCCUGAUAGAAACACCGCAAAAUCCAAGAAGGCUUUCAUUACUCAAAGCCUGUUCACAUUCAAUCACAAGUGCCAGGUCAUGUUACAGUUUGCGAUGGAAACCAGUCCAUAUGCAAAGCUGCUUCUUAGUGCCAUGAAAAGUUCUGGAUGUACAGUAUAUAAAGACCGGCACUUUUCCUGUGAGGAUUGCGACGGCAGUGUCAGUGGUGGCUUUGACGCAAAUUCGUCUCAAAUCGUUCUGUGUCAGAACAACAUUCACCAGCAGGCCCAUAUGAACCGAGUGGUGACCCACGAGCUCAUCCACGCCUUCGACCACUGCCGAGCCCAUGUGGACUGGUUCAACAACUACCGGCACUUGGCCUGCUCCGAGAUCCGUGCAGCUAACCUCAGUGGAGACUGCUCCUUCAGCAGUGAGAUUAACAGGUUUAACUUCGGCUUGAAGAACCACCGCCAGGAGUGCGUCCGGGGCCGCGCCCUGCGCUCCAUCCUCGCCGUCCGGAAGAUCAGCCACGAGGAGGCGGGCAAGAUCGUGGACGAGGUGUUCGACAGCUGCUUCAACGACACCGCCCCGUUCGGCCGCAUCCCCCACACCAACAAGGACGCCAAGUUCGCCACCAGGCACUACGAGAGCCGAGACCGAUACCACGCUAACGUCUAACGCUAACGCUAACGCUAACGCCGCGGCGCGCUAAUUUUAACACAUUCUCCGAGGGUGCUUUGUACAAAAGAGACGCUAAGAGGGGAGAUCGGCGAGGCGGGAAGAGGCCCGGUGGAGGGGACCGUUGACGGAGGGGGCGGUUGGAAGAGGCAGUCUGAAGGGUAAAGAUGUGUUGGGGAGGAGGGGGGGGGGGG
Messenger RNA from Gadus morhua (Atlantic cod), 1037 nucleotides. It is a transcript of the gene atp23, whose product is annotated as ATP23 metallopeptidase and ATP synthase assembly factor homolog. Gene Ontology annotation, molecular function: metalloendopeptidase activity. The record is from RefSeq and is a predicted model, not a curated record. The transcript has 6 exons. Gene Ontology annotation, biological process: mitochondrial proton-transporting ATP synthase complex assembly; mitochondrial protein processing. Lineage: Eukaryota; Metazoa; Chordata; Actinopteri; Gadiformes; Gadidae. The annotation marks the transcript as partial.